AUGGUCACCCCUGCACAACACUUGUUGAGCUCUGCACUGAGAUUUCCCAAGGGUGCUAAAAGAAGCCUGAUAGAUAAGAACUUGGCAAGACUAAGAAGCCAUGAAGAAACGGAAGAUGGCGGAAUUGACGAUGAAAGGGACCUCGUCAAUGAUCUCGAUAGAGAAGAUGAUGACAGUCUCUCGCUUGUGAGUGAUAACAAUAGCGAUUACGAAGGCCAAAAUGAAGAUGCAACUGCGAUUAGAAAUAGCGAUAGUGAUAAUGAUGAUGAGGAUGGUGAGGAUGGGAUCAGUGAUUUGAGGAAAAGUCAAGGGAAAGAACUAUCUCCGGAGAACACGAGAUCAAGGCUUUCUCUACGUCAUCGUAGAACAUCUUCAUCCGCUUCAAGUCGGAGUUUGGAGGCUAGACGGCAAGCGAUGUCUCCCCAGAGAUUUAUCAAUUCAAUAUCCAAGCACUCUUUGAGUCCAAUCAAAUCAGGAGUUGCUGCCAUCGGUUCUCCAAUAAUGCACAGAAUUUCCAGCGAUAAAGUUGAAGAGCCAACAGUGGAAGGAAUCUCCCGGAGUUUUGCCGGUUUUUUAACUGCAGCGAGUAUGUAUGCCGGUUUCCAAGAUAUUGAAGAUGAAGAUAGGGAAGUUGAGUCUAUUCGGAAUAAAGACUUUACAAGUGCAGACUCCUCUACAGAUGGAGAAUUAGGUCCACCAGAUGAUGCAACUCAUUUGCAAGUCCUUGAUAACGACGAUGAUUCAGACGCAAUAUCUGGUAUUUCAACCCCUACAGAUACUCCUUCCGUUUAUAGCGGUAACACGAUAGCUCCAGCAGAGGGUAAACAUCAUGUUACGUUUGAUGGAGACGGGAUUAAUUCGAAAUUUGAAGUAUCGGUAGCCAAAAAGGUGACUGACAAUGCCAAGCCAGGUGAUCAACCUGAAGUGUUGGAAAAUAAAGCUCACGCAAUAUCUAGAAAGUUGAGAGAAACUUUUGAUAUAAGUCAAUCGGAAGCUUUUAUUGGUGAUUAUCCGUGCUGGUUGAUGGGAGACGUCCUAUUGCAGGGACAUCUUUAUAUCACAGACAACAACAUCCUAUUUUUUGCCUUCUUACCAAAACGCAACAAGGGUGGUAUUUCUAAAAGUGGCUCUUUAUCGGUUAAAUCAUUUCAUUCUCUGAGGAUGCAUAGAAAAUGGAUUAUUUUGAGAGAAAAUACAUUCUCAGUCUAUUCCUCUCCUAAAGAUCUAUAUUUCCCUGAAUUGGUAAUCGAUCUCAGAACAGCAUUGAGAGCCGAGAUUUAUGGAUCCUCCAAAAAUUCAAACCCUGUCGUACCUGUAUGGAUAAGAAUUGUAACAGAGAAAAGAACCCACUGGUUCCAAGCCGACAAUCACGAUGUUGCCAGAUCAUGGGUGACAAUCUUGAAAAAGCAUAUAUUUUCCUCCCGAAACAAAGGCGACCAGGUUGCUAUCAAAAUCCCAUUACAGAAUGUUAUUGAUUUGGAGUUAACUUCCGUUGUUGGUGUCACAAAAAACCUUAGGAUCAAAGUCAUCGAAAAUGCGGAAUCGUUUGCGAUUGAUGAUUAUUUUGUGAUGUUCUUCUCGAAAGGUGAUGCCGCUGUUGAAGAUAUUAAAAGUGCCAUUGAGAAAGCAGGAGUUGUGAUAUCUAGCAGUCUGAUUGAUGAUAACGAUGAUCUUAGAAACUCUGAUCUGGUGAAAUCAAAAAUUGAGAUUAUAAAGAAAUCGUGCUCAUCCGUUAAAUUGACAAAUUUCAAACCAAAAGAAAAAAAGGGGAAGCUCAAAGGAUUCAGAGAUUCUAUUCUGUCUUCAGAUGAAGAUGAAGGUAAUGAGGGUGAUGACGAAAUUGAUGAUCAAUUUGGUACCGCUGAAGAUGAUGAAGCAACUAACGUGCAAAAACACGAAUUUAUACCAAGUAAAGCUAAAAGUUUAAUUUCGUCGAGGCUCAGAGGGCGUUCAAAAAAACCUCAUAGAUGGACGUCAUCGAUUGUGCAAGGCAUUACUUCUUUUACUCAAAGUCUUAUAUUCUCUGGACCCGUAAUGCAUUUUGACGAAGAAAGUUCUUUUGUCAAAGAAGGAGAAGACCCAUUUUUUGUUAGAGACCAAGCCAAAAGAAUCUCUUGUCAAAAGAGAUUUAUCAACAGGUUUUCAUUGAACGAAAGUGAGAAAUUGAUAGCUACGUAUCACUUAUAUUUGCUCAAAGGACUUCCUACAUAUGGUAAAUUAUACAUCGGGUCUCAUGAGAUAUGUUUCAGAUCUACAAUUCCUGGGACAAGUACCGUCAUGAUUUUGCCUAUGGCAGAUAUUGAAAACGUAAACAAAGAGAGUGGUUUCAGAUUUGGUUAUUUUGGUUUAGUCAUUGUUAUUAGAGGACACGAGGAAUUGUUUUUUGAGUUUUCAACUCAUGAUGCUAGAGAUGAUUGUGAAGUUCAAAUCCUGAAGAAUUUGGACUCUUAUAAGAGGUUGAGUGCUGAAAGCAGUGCAACAGAAAAUGAUAUUGAACCAAACUUAGCUUCAAGUGCCGGAAGUUUGAACUCAGCUAGAUUAAAAAUGUUUGAAAGCAAGUUAACGGAUGCUGUUGGACUCAACGUGCCUAUAAUUGUUGAGGAGCAUCCACUAAAGCAAGCAGAAUUCAAAGCUUUCAAACCUUACAGAUUUACUCUUCUUACCAUUGGAUCAAGGGGAGAUGUUCAGCCAUAUAUUGCUUUAGGUAAAGCGCUUUUGAAAGAAGGACAUAAGGUGAAGAUUGUUACACAUGCUGAGUUCAAGGGGUGGGUAGAAAGUUAUGGUAUAGGUUUUGAUGUCAUUGCUGGUGAUCCAUCUGAAUUAAUGUCACUUAUGGUAUCACACCCGUCUAUCAAUUACUCUUUCAUAAGAGAGGCAAAAGCGAAGUUUAGAGACUGGAUUGACGAUCUUUUGAAUACCUCAUGGAAAGCAUGUCAAGAUUGUGAUGUUUUAAUUGAAUCACCAUCAUCUAUAGCAGGUAUUCAUAUUGCUGAAAAGUUACAAAUUCCAUAUUUUAGAGCAUUUACUAUGCCUUGGACAAGGACCAGGGCAUAUCCCAAUGCUUUUAUGGUUCCAGAUCAAAAAUUAGGUGGUGCAUACAAUUAUAUGACACACGUUGCCUUUGAGAACGGUUACUGGAGGGGAACUUGCUAUCAGGUAAAUAAGUGGAGAGUUCAGACAUUGGGACUACCCAAAACCAAUUUAGGUGCCAUGCACCAAAACAGUGUUCCUUUUUUAUACAACAUGUCCCCAGUUGUUUUUCCGCCGUCCGUGGAUUUCCCCGAGUGGGUCAAAGUGACAGGCUACUGGUUUUUGGAUGAAUCAGCGAGCUAUGUUCCUCCUAAAGAGUUAACCGACUUUAUAAAAAAAGCCAGGGACGAUGAUAAAAAAUUGGUUUACAUUGGUUUUGGAUCUAUUGUCGUUGACAACCCUAAGGAAUUAACACAAGCUGUUGUUGAUGCGGUUUUGGAGAGUGAUGUCAGAUGCAUUUUGAAUAAAGGGUGGUCAGAUAGACUUGGAUCGAAAAACAAAAAUGACAUUGAAAUUGGUUUGCCGGACGAGAUUUUCAACUCUGGUAAUGUUCCUCAUGAUUGGCUAUUUACUCAAAUAGAUGCAGCUGUUCACCAUGGUGGUUCUGGCUCUACAGGAGCGUCUUUGAGAUUUGGUUUACCUACCAUAAUCAAACCAUUUUUUGGAGACCAGAAGUUCUAUGCCAACAGAGUUGAAGAUUUGGGAUGCGGUGUGGCAUUAAAGUCAUUAGAAUCUAAGCAUAUGGCAAAAGCUUUGAGAGAAAUCACCACAAAUAAGAGAAUAAUAGAAAAGGCUAAAGUUGUGGGCGAAAAAAUUAGGUCAGAAAAUGGAGUUCAGAAUGCCAUAAAUGCGAUAUACGUUUUGAUGGAUUAUGCUACUAAGUUGAGUAUCAGUAAACAUAAACAAGAUUUGGCAGAUGAUGAACAAGAGGGCUUUGAUGAUUCUAAUGAUGGAACUGAUAUCGAUGGGUCUUGGUUACUGGUUUAA
This is a messenger RNA of Pichia membranifaciens NRRL Y-2026, 4017 nucleotides long. RefSeq lists its product as hypothetical. The record is from RefSeq and is a predicted model, not a curated record. Gene Ontology annotation, biological process: carbohydrate metabolic process. Lineage: Eukaryota; Fungi; Ascomycota; Pichiomycetes; Pichiales; Pichiaceae. Bases 1 to 4017 code for a protein of 1338 amino acids. The transcript is spliced from 2 exons. Gene Ontology annotation, molecular function: hexosyltransferase activity; UDP-glycosyltransferase activity.